AUGACGACGAAUGUUAAAGCUGUUGCAGUCAUUCAGGGUGAUAAUCCAUCAAGUGGUGUAAGUGGGAUUGUCAGGUUUACUCAAGAAAAAGAAAAUGCACCAACUAUUGUUGAGGUCGAUAUUAAAGGAUUGACACAAGGAGAUCAUGGAUUUCAUGUUCAUGAGUUCGGAGACAAUACUAAUGGAUGUACAUCAGCUGGAGCUCAUUUUAAUCCAUUUAAUAAAUCACACGGAGCUCCUCAAGAUGAAAAUCGUCAUCUUGGUGAUUUAGGAAAUAUUACAGCUUCGGCCGAUGGUACAGUUAAAACUAAAAUUACAGAUAAUCAACUUACUUUGAUCGAUAAGGAUGAUCUUGGUAAGGAAAAUAAUGAACUUUCACGUACCACAGGAAAUUCUGGUGGUCGAGUUGGUUGCGGAGUGAUUGCUUUUGUAAAAUAUCCUAUAGCUCAUGUGAUAGAAUUUUAUCCGGGUACACGUUAA
Molecule: messenger RNA, 480 nt
Organism: Diversispora eburnea
Lineage: Eukaryota; Fungi; Glomeromycota; Glomeromycetes; Diversisporales; Diversisporaceae
Source: the annotation of a GenBank genome assembly